AUGACCAUCGCGCCAGCGGAUAAUCGCCGUGGGAAUGCACUCCACCGCUAUUAUAUCCCGCAUCAUGCUGUCGUACGAGACAGCAGUGCCACGACGCGCUUACGCGUCGUUUUCAACGCGUCGUGUCGAACCUCGGACGGCACAUCCUUGAACGAUCACUUGAUGGUCGGGCCUAAGCUCCAGCUCGAUCUCGCCACGGUGCUAAUGCGAUGGCGUCAACAUCGCUAUGUCUACACUGCCGACAUCGCAAAGAUGUAUCGGCAAAUUCUAGUUGACCAACGCGAUGUUGACUACCAGAGGAUUCUGUGGCGAGAGUCUCCGGAACAACCAGUCGAGGAGUAUCAACUACUCACAGUUACCUACGGCACCGCUUCCGCUCCUUACCUCGCUCUCCGUGUUUUGCGACAGUUAGCGCAAGAUGAAGGCGCCUCAUUUCCGCUCGCGGUUCCGGUUCUCCUUUCGCAACUUUACGUCGACGACAGCGUGUUCGGCGCCGACGAUAAAAUUCUCGCGCGCCAGACUCGCGACCAACUUGUCGCUUUAUUAGAAAAGGGCGGUUUUCGCUUGAGAAAAUGGGCAAGCAAUUGCGCAGAUCUUCUAUCGGAUAUUGAUCCGUCCGAUCACGGUCUUGCCUGCUCAAAGGAGCUAUAUGAUGAUGAGCGAUUGAGCGUGCUAGGUCUCACGUGGGACCCGUGUCGCGAUGUCUUUCGGGUUAAAGUUUCUCUCCCGACACAUAUUUCGAAAACGAAACGCGAGAUCUUAUCGACCAUCGCCAAACUAUUUGAUCCGCUCGGUUGGAUCACCCCCGUCGUGAUUACCGCAAAAAUAUUUCUGCAAACAUUGUGGCAAUUAAAAUGCGAUUGGGACGACGACAUUCCCGGCGAUUACGCAACCGACUGGGAACGCUAUUAUUCGCACUUAUCGUGCCUUCAUCAACUCGAAAUCGCGCGCUGGACGCGAUCCGGCUCUCAUACCUUGAAAACGGAGUUACACGGUUUCUCAGACGCCUCUACGAAAGCCUAUGCGGCGGUAGUCUACCUCCGUAACAUUAACAUCGACGGAUCGGUCGACGUUUUCUUGCUCGCCGCGAAGUCCAAGGUCGCCCCUCUCAAAACAUUAAGCGUUCCGCGUCUCGAGUUAGCCGCUGCACAUCUUCUUUCGCGCCUCGUGCAGUUCGUUCGAACGACGCUUCAACUGCCGAACAUCGAAAUACAUUGUUGGACGGAUUCCACCAUAACGCUAGCCUGGCUAAGUAAAUCGCCGUCUUGCUGGCGAACGUUCGUAGCAAAUCGCGUCGCGGCCAUUCAAACGACCUUACCGGACAUACCGUGGCGCCAUGUUCCGACUUACGACAACGCCGCCGAUGCCGCGUCCCGUGGUCUUGCUCCGGAGGAACUAGCUCCACAUCCGUUAUGGUGGCACGGACCCCCGUGGCUGUCUUUGCCUCCAACCUCUUGGCCGAACGGCAAUCUCAUACAAGAUGAGAUCACAUCCACCGAUCUUUUGGAGAAACGAAACGUACACGUCACGGAUUCUCCGGCGCCUCCGGAAUUAUGGGAUCUCGCUUUUCGCUUCUCAUCAUGGCCGAAAUUGCUUCGCGUGACCUCGUAUCUAAUUCGAUUCGGGAAUCUCGCGCGACGGCAAAAUCAAUCACUCGAACGCAGUUCGCGCGUCGACGAAAUCGCCGCAGCCAAAGCGUACUGGCUCCGCUGUAUACAGGCAGCUAUGUUUCCCGCUGAAUUAGUCUGUCUCGCUGCGAAGAGAUCCGUGUCCAAAUCCAGUCCGCUUUCAUCUCUCAAUCCUUCGCUGAGCGACGACGGACUCAUCCGCGUCCGCGGACGUCUACGUCACGCUCGCCUGCCAGAUUCGACGAAGUACCCGAUCGUCCUUCGGUCGCAUCCUCUCCUUUCCCUCAUCAUCGAUCAUCACCAUCAUCGCAUGCUACACGGCGGUUCACAACUCACUCUCGCAUCCUUACGUUCCGAAUUCUGGAUUCUUCGCGCUCGCACUUGUACCCGCGCAGUCCUUCACAAUGUGUGCGAUGUGCCCGCGAGGCUGCGACCAUUCCAAAUGAACUCAUGGGAGAUCUUCCGUCGGUUCGCGUAA
Molecule: messenger RNA, 2106 nt
Organism: Nylanderia fulva
Lineage: Eukaryota; Metazoa; Arthropoda; Insecta; Hymenoptera; Formicidae
Source: RefSeq, a predicted model, not a curated record